AUGUCUUCCAAAGUGCAAUCCGCAGUGACUUUGAUAUUCUCGUGGACCGAACACCCCUUUGCGCAUAUCAGUGUCGCUGCCAUAUUCCUAGUGUUCAUCUAUCAUGUUAAAAGUCAAUCACAAGAUUUCCCAUAUCUCAACCCAAAGAAACGCUUCGCAUUGACAGCUUCUGCGGUUCGCAAAGAAUUCAUGACGUCGAGCAGGACGAUAUUGUCGAAGGGCCGUUUUCAGUACCCGGAUACACCGUGCAUGGUCAAUUCUGAGUGGGGCGAGGUGCUUGUCCUGCCACCACAUUUGAUUAACGAGCUGCGUAAUGACCCACGCCUCGAUUAUCUAAGGGUGACGCAAGAUGACAGCCAUGCCUACAUUCCUGGCUUUGAACCAUCUAACAGCGAUCCCAAGCUGUCAGCGGUGAUCACGAGACACCUGACUAAAGUAUUGGCGAAACUCACGAAACCAAUUUCUGACGAGACCACUCUCGCUCUGCAACAGUCAUUCACUGAUUCACAAGUAUGGCACGAAAUCUCUCUCGCAACAUAUAUACCGAACCUGAUCUCACGUCUGUCUUCACGAGUCUUCAUGGGAGAGGCCCUUUCCCGCAAUGAAAGUUGGGUCCAGGCAUCGGCAAGGUACGCAGCGCAAAAUUUCGCUAGCGGAGAUGAUCUGCGAGCAUGGUCGCGUCCCGUGCGGCCCUUGGUGCAUUGGUUUCUUCCAUCCUGUCGAGAGACACGUCGUCAACUAGCGGAGACUCGUGGGGUGCUUGAGCCGUUGAUCAAGGAGCGCGAAUCCAAUAGAAGAGACGCACUAGCCCGCGGCGAAAACCUUAUUGACGAUGAUCAUUGCCUCGAAUGGUUCGAACAGGAAUUGGACGAUGGUUACGAUCCGGCCACUGCUCUAAUCACUCUCUCCAUGGUCGCGAUUCAUACCACUAGCGACCUGCUCCAAGCCACAAUGCUUAACAUUGCCCGGCAUCCGGAGUUAUUCAAGCCUCUGCGGGAAGAAAUCAUAUCUGUACUACAAACACACGGCCUUACGAAACAAGGACUAUACGACCUCAAGCUGUUGGAUAGUACUCUCAAGGAGUCUCAACGGCUUAAGCCGGUGAUGCUAGUCACAUGGCGUCGCGCUGCUUUAGAAGAGGUCAAAGUUUCUACUGGGCUCACAAUUCGUAAGGGUCAGAGAAUCGCAGUUUCAAACGCUCAUAUGUGGGAUUCAGCAUAUUACCAUAACCCUGAUAGGUUCGAUCCUUACCGAUUUCUUCGCAUGAGGGAAAUUCCAGCAGAACAGAGCUUGUCCCAACUGGUGACCACAAGCGAGAAGCACCUUGGAUUCGGGCACGGCAAUCAUGCAUGUCCAGGACGAUUUUUCGCGGCCAAUGAGCUCAAGAUUGCGCUUUGUCACUUGUUGUUGAAGUAUGACUGGAAGUUACCUGACGAUCACGAGCCACAGCCUAUCUCUCACGGAAUGACCCUAGGUUUAGACCCUAACGCAAUGCUUUUGGUUCGACGACGCAAGGAGGAAAUUAACUUGGACUCUCUUUGA
Messenger RNA from Pestalotiopsis fici W106-1, 1542 nucleotides. RefSeq lists its product as uncharacterized. NCBI's taxonomy places the organism in Eukaryota, Fungi, Ascomycota, Sordariomycetes, Amphisphaeriales, Sporocadaceae. The transcript has 5 exons. Bases 1 to 1542 code for a protein of 513 amino acids. The record is from RefSeq and is a predicted model, not a curated record. Gene Ontology annotation, molecular function: heme binding; monooxygenase activity; iron ion binding.